AGCUCGCAAGCCUACGGCACUGGUCCCGAUACGCGUCGAGUUCGAGACUGACACACAUCGGAUACGAGAUUGUUUUGUCUGGAAUAUGAAUGAAACGCUCAUCAAGCCAGAGGCCUUUGCACGGACGUUUUGCAGCGACUUGGAUUUGCCUGCGAUACCGUGGGUGGACACGGUCACGAACCAGAUACGCGCACAGCUGGAGGAACACGAAGGGGUGGCGUCCAUGGAUUUGAGGGGCGCCAUGGAUAUCGACAUGGAUGACGAAAAUGGCGAAGAAAUUCCGGAAUGCCGCGUCGUUCUCAGUAUUGAUGUACAAAUAGCGACGCAUCACUUGCUUGAUCAUAUCGAGUGGGAUCUUCUUUCGGCUCUGACCCCGGAAGCAUUUUCUCAGCAGCUCUGCAGUGAGCUUGGAUUAACGGGGGAGGCUAUUCCUCUGAUUGCUCAUGCCAUACAUGAAGAACUAGUGAAACACAAAAGAGAUGCUAUCGAAUGGGGCGUCAUUGGUGGAGAUAAGGACCCCGCAGAAGAACCAGCGCCGGAUAAACCACGCGAUAAGAGUGGGCUGAGCUUGUUGAAGGAUAAGACGGGACUGGGUCUGGGCUGGGGUCGCACACCCAAAGAGGGACGAGGUCCAAAAUUGUUGAAAAGUAUCUGGCGAGAUUGGCCGGAGGCAGAAGAGUUCAGGACGAAGUUUGAGAUUCUGAGCGCUGAGGAGGUGGAAAGGAGGGAGGUGGAAAGAGAGAGGGCGAGUCGACGAUUGCGGCGGGAAACAUCGAAAUUCCAAAGUAGCACCCGAAGCAGGAGACGAUAGAAGUGUUCAGGUUCCGUUGCAGUGAUGUAGUUCUUUGUCGUCGUGCCGUCUAUUCUUCCGGUACGAGUGAAUUGGGGGGAGGAGGAAUAGUGAAAGUUGUGUAUAUCAGGAAUGCACGGUGGAAAUGAGGAGGACGUACUGCGAUCGAUGUCAGGGAAAAGUGAGGAAAGGCAAGAGACGUUGGAAGUCAUUCAUUUUAGGAGCGGGGGGUUGAGAUGUGGUAUUCAUCUCGAAGACAGUUAACGUUUGGAAAAUAGAAUGUAUACGGUGAGAAGUGACUGCACCGAUCAUGAUGCAGGGAGGGGCGGUUUCCCCACAGGAGCCCUGUACCAGUGAGCUUCUGGACAGGCGCAGGGCGAUGUCAAAGACUAGCAUAAUUGAGAAGAGGGUGAUACAUGAACUGUACACGCAGGACACAUGGAAGGUGAUUAUCGCUCGUAAGAAGCGAUGAGAUAAGGUGGUCUAUCACACAAGAUGCGGGGUACCCUUCAUAUAAGCACGAAAAGAAAGAAAAAAACAUGAGAGCACCCAUAUGUCACCAGCGCAGCCGGCACAGCAUUCACCGCAGGACACAGCUUGCCUCGAGAUUGCAUUGCUUCCCCACGUUCAGCUCAUCACACCACGCUUUCCACGUUUCGUAAAGUCGCCGUGGUCCUCUUCAUUUGUCGCCUGCUCUUCUUUAUGAUACUCCUCUUCUUCAUACAAAUCACCAUCACCACACGCUCUUACCCCGGACUUUUCAUCACAACAUCCACUUCCAGGCCUCACCCAUACAAAGGUGUUUUAAUACAUUUCAGACCCGACUCCACGAGUGAACCCCAUUCCAUCCAUCCUUAACUACCCUCCCGUCUCAUACUCCCUUCCUUACAUCACCGUGCCUGCUUCCCCUUUCUCUGCUUAUACUCCCUCAUCCGUCCAUCACCUUCCCCGCCAUGCAUCAUGU
Serpula lacrymans var. lacrymans S7.9 is the source of this 1754-nucleotide messenger RNA. RefSeq lists its product as uncharacterized. The transcript has 4 exons. Gene Ontology annotation, biological process: regulation of transcription by RNA polymerase II; chromatin remodeling. Gene Ontology annotation, molecular function: transcription coregulator activity. The record is from RefSeq and is a predicted model, not a curated record. Bases 86 to 811 code for a protein of 241 amino acids. Gene Ontology annotation, cellular component: nuclear chromosome; nucleus. NCBI's taxonomy places the organism in Eukaryota, Fungi, Basidiomycota, Agaricomycetes, Boletales, Serpulaceae.